This is a messenger RNA of Zymoseptoria tritici IPO323, 1030 nucleotides long. RefSeq lists its product as uncharacterized. Lineage: Eukaryota; Fungi; Ascomycota; Dothideomycetes; Mycosphaerellales; Mycosphaerellaceae. Bases 128 to 1030 code for a protein of 300 amino acids. The transcript has a single exon. The record is from RefSeq and is a predicted model, not a curated record. Gene Ontology annotation, molecular function: oxidoreductase activity, acting on the CH-OH group of donors, NAD or NADP as acceptor.
GUCACCGCUGAUAAAUCACAAUCUCAAUAAGUCAGACGCAAUCUAGGAUGUUGUCGAUGCUGAAUCCAACUUCCUCUUCAACAACACAGCUACCUGAUCUCUGUUUCGGAUAACCCGUGACGAGGCAAUGGCCGCAAAUUGGGGAACACAAGGCACUGGAGAUUUUGUUCCCACUUCUCACGCAACUCCAUACGCGGCCACCGACCCGAAGACCACCGCUCUCCCGGCUCCCUUCACCGUCUGCAUAGUCGGUGCAUCACGCGGAAUCGGAGCAGGUAUAGCCACAAGCUACGCCAAAGCUGGCGCUUCCUGCCUCAUUCUCUCAUCUCGUCGGGUCUCUGGGCUCGAAGAAACUGCCGCUGCAUGUCGUGCCAUCAAUCCUGAUAUCCGCAUAGCCGUUAUACCUUGCGACAUCACUUCUGCUCAAUCGGUGGCUUCUCUUGCGAAGGAAGUCCGUGAGCAGUAUGGACGUCUCGAUGUGGUCGCCGUCAACUCUGGCUACUGGGGACCAGUCGUUCUCACCAUGACAGAUACGGAUCCGGAGACAUUCUCAAAUGCGAUCAACGUGAACUAUACCGGAACCUUUCUCUGCGCAAAGUACCUCACACCACUGCUCUUGGAAACUGAAGAUGGAGCAAAGGCGUUCGUCGGAGUCAGCAGCUUUGCCUCGCUGAUUGUGCGAGGUCCGAUUGCAAACGCCCAGUACUGCGUGAGCAAAGCGGCGCAACUCAAGUUGCUGGAGCAUGUGCACGAGCAGUAUCACGGUCAAGGACUAGCGACAUAUGCUGUGCAUCCGGGUGCGGUCUUGAGUGAGAUGGCGGAGGAGACUGCACCUGAUGCCUUCAAACCAUACCUCACGGACUCGCAGGAGCUGUGCGGUGCGUUCUGCGUGUGGCUGACGAAAGAGAAGACGAGGGUUGAGUGGUUGAGUGGCAGGCUGCUGAGCGCAAAGUGGGACGUAGAGGAAUUGGAGGGACGGAAGAGAGACAUCGUGGACGGAGACCUUCUCAAGAUGAAGCUUUCGUUGUAG